AUGACACCGCACCCACCACCACCUCGAGAAACCACUGGCCCUAUUUCCCCCUCUGGCCGCACCCACACCCCCUCCAGCAAACCCCACACUGGGCCCUAUUUCCCCUCUGCCGCACCCACCACCCCCUUCCAGAAACACACUGGCCCUAUUUCCCCUCUGGCCGCACCCACCACCCCUCAGAAACACACUGGCCCUAUCUUCCCCCUCUGCCACACCCACCCCCCCUCAGAAACACACUGGGCCCUAUUUCCCCCUCUGCCACACCCACCACCCCCUCAGGAAACACACUGGCCCUAUUUCCCCCUCAUGCCACACCCACCACCCCCCUUCAGAAACACACUGGGCCCUAUUUCCCCCUCUGCCGCACCCACCACCCCCUCAGAAACAACACUGGCCCUAUUUCCCCCUCUGCCCACCCACAAACCCCCUCAGAAACACACUGGGGCCCUAUUUUCCCCUCUGCCCACCCACCCAACCCCCUCAGAAAACACACUGGGCCCUAUUCCCCUCUGCCACACCCACCACCCCCUCAGAACACACUGGGGCCCUAUUUCCCCCUCUGCCACACCCACCACCCCUCAGAAACCACAACGGGCCCUUAUUUCCCCCUCUGGCCACACCCACCCACCCCUCAGAAAACACACUGGCGCCCUAUUUCCCCCCUCUGCCGCACCCACAACCCCCUCAGAAAGCCACACUUGGGCCCUAUUUCCCCCUCUGCCACACCCCACCACCCCUCAGAAACACACUGGCCCUAAAAUUUCCCCCUAUGCCACAACCCACCACCCCCUCAGAAACACACUGGGCCCCUAUGUUCCCCCUCGCCACACCACCACCCCUCAGGAAACACACUAG
This is a messenger RNA of Salvelinus sp. IW2-2015, 855 nucleotides long. The record is from RefSeq and is a predicted model, not a curated record. Lineage: Eukaryota; Metazoa; Chordata; Actinopteri; Salmoniformes; Salmonidae.